CAUCUAAACAUUAAAUCCUUGUCCGUGAAUAAACGAAUUCAAAAAUAUAUAGUGUUUUGUUUCUGCAUCUUUUUGAAACUUGAGGUGUUUUUGGUCACUCCAGAGCAUACUUUACGGAAUAUUGCGCUAUAUUAAAAGCUUAUUUAUAUUGUCUUUUAAUGGCAUAGUUGUUGUCCGUGUUGUGAGUUAUCCGUGUUGCGGGGAGACUGUAUUUCAGCAUAUAAAAAUGUGGACGUUAGUUUUCUUAUGCCUGUUGCAGUGGUUACAGCUUGGACAAGGUGUAAGUCGCUGGGAUGUUUUCUCUUCGAAGACACUCUAUGAAUGGGCACACGACGUCAAAACCCCCGUUUUUGCGAAUGAGUACAAUCACGUGGGUGUUGGCAACACGUUGUGCAAAGCUAUACACGUGAAUAUGGUGGUGAGGCACGGGGCACGUAAUCCUACACUCAAAAACAUGAAAAAGAUUAAAGCUUUGCACGAGAAAAUUGUCAAGUCGAGAAAGCCAUCAGCUUUUCCUGAACUGGAUAACUGGAGUUACCGAUAUAACAUUGAAAGAGAAGGUGAACUUGUCAAUAAAGGGAUUACUGAACAAAAUGAAUUAGGAUCUAGGACAGGUGCUAGAUUUCAACAUAUGUUCGAUACAAAUGGAAAAUAUGUCAAGUUUGUGUCUUCAAGAAAAUCAAGAGCUAAGGACAGUGCUAAGCAUUUCCACGGUGGCUUAUCAGACUAUAUAGUGAAUAAAAUACCGACGUUUGACAAUGAGAUAAACAAUGCAACAAUGCGAUUUUAUGAUGGAUGUUAUAAUUAUGAAAAUCAAGUAGAAGACAACAUUACUCAUUUUAAACAGUUUCAUGACUUUUCAAAGACUCCACAGUUCAUCAAUAUUGCAAAGGCUCUGAAAAACCGACUUGGAAUUUCGUUUUCUCUAACUGACGAUGAUGUAUAUCAGAUUUAUGAAAUGUGUGCUUACGAGACCUACAUAUUUAACGAUAUGACUUGGUGCAAACUUCUAACAGACGACGAGCGAAAAGUGCUCGAGUAUGGCCAAGAUUUAGAGAAAUACUACGAAUCUUCUUACGGCCAUCCAAUAAACUCCCAGAUGGCGUGCCCUCUGGUUAAAGAUAUGUUUGAAACAAUGGACAACGCAAUGAACAGCAGUUGGGACUAUGAAAAUCUUGGAGACAUGACCAACACCAGCUACUUGGCAGCAAAGUUUCAAUUCGGACACUCAGAGACGCUGGUUCCGCUUAUGACUGCCCUUGGACUAUACAAGGACGAUGGUCCUCUUUUAGCCACCAACUUCAACACAAUGUCCGGACGCAAAUUUCGGACAAGUAAUAUUGGCCCUUACUCAACAAAUCUCGCGUUUGUGAUUUACGCAUGUAACAAUAUGAAUUCCCUAGAAACAAACAAAGUUGAGCCAGGAAGUCAAGAUUUUGUUGUGAAAUUGUUCGUGAAUGAAAAGGAAGUAACUAUACCAGCCUGUGAUGGUUGGCUAUGCUAUUACGAGAAAGUUAAACAGAAGUAUGAGGAUUAUAUCAAAAAUUGUAACAUAAAAGAAGUAUGUGGUGCAAAACCAGAUGACACAGACAAGUCAGUGGACAGCAAGGCUAACAUACUGAAUUUCUACGAUGUGUUCAGCAAAUUAUCAUUGCUUCUUCCAUUCAUUCUGCUAAACUGGAGUAUUUAAUAUUCAGUACUGACAGCUUACUUUGUACUGGUUAAUGUGCUUGACAACAACGCUGUAUCACACUAGUACUCCAGGACAGAAACAGAUGUACAAAUUGUUACAACUUUUUAAAAAUACUAACUUUACAGCAAAAACGUUUUAUUUCAAAUAUAUCAUGUAACUGCCUGCCUAUAAUCAAGACUAGCAUCUUACUGAAGUUAUCAAUUACAUUAAACAAGACUUGGGAUUGGGAUACUUAUCUAUGCACGAAUGUCAUGUGUUUGCAAAACUACAAUCUACUUAAUAUAUGGAAGGAAAUGAAACACCUUUCUCAGGCACCUUGACAUAAAUACAAGACCAACUGAAAAAAGUCUGCAAAUUUGUUUAAACUGAGAGAAUGGAGCUGAAUUCUUUUCACCUUUCUGUAUCAUCCUUACAUAAUGUCCAAAUAUGGUGCAUUUCACAAAUGACAAGUUAUAAAUAUUAUUCUUUAUUUUUUUUCUUCUUUCAUAUAUAAUUUACAAAAUAAAUAUCAAGAAAUGUA
This is a messenger RNA of Mercenaria mercenaria, 2213 nucleotides long. Its product is annotated as multiple inositol polyphosphate phosphatase 1-like. Gene Ontology annotation, molecular function: acid phosphatase activity; inositol phosphate phosphatase activity. Bases 227 to 1690 code for a protein of 487 amino acids. NCBI's taxonomy places the organism in Eukaryota, Metazoa, Mollusca, Bivalvia, Venerida, Veneridae. The record is from RefSeq and is a predicted model, not a curated record. The transcript is spliced from 4 exons.